Molecule: messenger RNA, 531 nt
Organism: Vigna angularis (adzuki bean)
Lineage: Eukaryota; Viridiplantae; Streptophyta; Magnoliopsida; Fabales; Fabaceae
Exons: 1
Coding region: 1-531 (176 amino acids)
Source: RefSeq, a predicted model, not a curated record
AUGUCACUUCUCUCCAAAAGUAUUCUUAUCCAACCAGCCGUGUCUCACCGGAGGAGGCCAUUUCUCAGUCAGACCGACCCAGGGACGCGCUUGGGGGAGGUGGUGGGUGGCACCGCCGCCGUGUGCUGCUGCUUCUCGUUCGGGCUGGCCAACAUGGUGUAUCUCGCCGUGUACAAGUUGCCGGCGAGCCUUUGCCAGAAGAUGCUGCAGCGGAAGCGACAGCGGCGGCUGCAGAGCUUGAGGGAGAGGCUGGAGGCGGCGGCCACCGUGCACGUGCGGCGGUGCACGUGCGGGUGCUGCGACGACAUCAUGGGCGCGGGGCGCGUGUACCCGCUCUGCGUCGACGACGGCGUAGACGUGGCGGCGAUGCGGCAGCCGAGCGAGGCGGAGAAUGACGCAGAGUUGUUGGAGCUGGAGAAAAUGAUGUGGGAGAGGUUUCGUGGGAUGGGGUUUUGGAGAAGCCCUUCUCAGAUAGAUCGAAACGUUGUUGGUGCAUCUGCUUCUGCUCCCAAUCUUCAGGUUCUUAUGUGA